Molecule: messenger RNA, 4205 nt
Organism: Chrysoperla carnea
Lineage: Eukaryota; Metazoa; Arthropoda; Insecta; Neuroptera; Chrysopidae
Gene: Usp16-45
Product: ubiquitin carboxyl-terminal hydrolase 45
Exons: 2
Coding region: 171-2864 (897 amino acids)
Biological process (GO): protein deubiquitination
Cellular component (GO): nucleus; cytosol
Molecular function (GO): cysteine-type deubiquitinase activity; cysteine-type endopeptidase activity; zinc ion binding
Source: RefSeq, a predicted model, not a curated record
CAUUGUGAAAACUGCCAUGACAGUCAAGUUGACGUCAUUUUUAUCGAGUUUCAAUGCCGAUACCAUGAGGCAGACGUAGUAAAAAUAAAAUUAAAUAAAAUCAUAAAAAAGUCGUAAUAUUAAACGGUUGCUAUAACAAAUAAAUAUAUGUUAAUAAAAAAACAAAAAAGAUGAAAAAAAAACGUCAAUCAGAACCGUGCGGAGAUAUCGACAAUGAAUCGACAGAAUCGUGUGAAGAUAAUCAAAAUAAAACGGGCAGAAGUAGUGACUGUUGUGAUCAUAUUCUAAAAUCUAUUUGUCAACCAAAAACGAAAAAAGCGUUGAAAGGUGGCUUAGACGUUGAUUGUUCCGAAUGUGCUAAAGAAGGAAAUUCAAAAGAUACCGAUAAUGGUGAUUUCGAAUAUGAUUUAAGCUUAUGGCUUUGCUUAAGAUGUGGUCAUCAAGCUUGUGGGCGUAAUCGUCGACAACAUGCGUUAAAACAUUUUCAUACUCCGCAUUCAGACUGCCAUGCAUUGUGUGUGAAUACAACCACAUGGAUUGUCUGGUGUUAUGAAUGCGAUCGGGAAAUUCAACCGAAAACUAAGCGAGGAUUAUUAGAAAUUUAUGAAUAUAUUAAAAAACAAUCUCAGGCUGUAUCAAAAAUGAAUAAUCCGGUAAGUGGUGUAGCAAUUGAAAAACCAUUACAAAUUGAAGAAAAACAAUUUUCGGCAUCGAAUAAAAUUAUUGAGAGUUUACCUCGUCUUCGAGGAUUGUCAAAUUUAGGAAAUACAUGCUUUUUCAACGCUGUAUUACAGUGCUUAGCUCGAACACCUUUCUUAGUUCCUGUGUUAAAAGAAAUGUCUGAAGAAGGUGAAAAAUUCCGUUUACCUGGAGGUACGUUCAAAUUUAAAGAUAAAACAGAAGAUUUACCUCCAAUUGAAGGUGAAUUAGCUUCAUGGGGAGCACUUACUGAAACUUUAGCAAAUACGCUAACAGAACUUCAAUCUUCCGGUGGAGUAGUUAACGCAAAAGCACUUCUACGACUUUUAGCUAGUAAACAACCACAAUUUGGCGUUGGUGAUCAAGAAGACUCUCACGAACUAUUACGACACUUAUUAGAAGCCGUACGUGCAGAAGAUUUAAAGCGUUACCAGCGUGUAAUUUUACAAGAAACUAAAAUUCCGUUAAAAUCAAAUCCAGCAUCCAUUGAUGAAGAAACGACACAAAAGGUGAAAUUUUAUGGUCUACAAGCAUCGGAUAUGAUUCUACGUCCAGAACAAGUAUUUCGUGGUGUACUCGUAAGCACAUUGCAAUGUCAAGAUUGUUUGCAUACUUCCACGCGUGAGGAAUCAUUUUUAGAUUUAAGUUUACCAAUAAUGCCUGAUAAACCCCAACCGCCAAUUAUGCGACGUAAAUCAGAAUUAGACGAAGAUAAACAAGUGUCCGCGUCGAAACAUCAAUUAAAAAAAGAGAAAAAACUUGCGCGUAAAUUAGCGAAAGAACAAAAUAAAAUAAAUAAAGCUUCUACGAUUAACGAAGAAAAUAACACUUCGAAUGCGGGAAAUAAUUCAAGUGAACAGUCCGAUGCUGAUAUCGAAGAUAAUUUAGAAGAUGUCACAAAAGUAUUGAGUACACCAGACGAAGAUAAAUCGGAAAAAGUUGAUUCACCGGAAAAAGUUCGUUCAGAUGAUGUUAACCAAAUCAAUGAUAUGAAUUUAAAAUUAUCGGAUAUUUAUCGUGAUUAUAAUCAUCAUAAUCAUCAAGCAACAAAUCCAACUGCCGAUUUACAAGAGUUAACAGAUCGUUUGACUGCUGGCAGUGUAAAUAUCUCCGAUGAAAAAUUACCACCACAACAAAUCCAUUCAGUUAGUCGAAAUGUUAGUCCGAAUUCAUCAGAGUGUAGUGAUUUAUCCAGUCCGGAUAAUCCAAAUGCGCAAACAACUGAAAGCCGAAACGAUAUUAGUCCGGAUGAUAGUACAAGUGGUGUUGUUAAUAAACUUAAUUCUAGUCCAGAUGGUGGAGACAAUAACAAGGUUACAUCUCCAGCGGGGGUUGCUCCAACGACACUUACUCCAGGAGGAUGGUAUGCUGCCCCUUGGCAUAAUAAUGUCGAUAUUUUCUCAUCAUUACCUCCAGCCGUUCCAGAAGAUAAUCGUAAUAGCUAUUACACACCUUCUCCAAGUACGAUCGGAGCACGAUAUCAGUGCGAUGAUAGUGAGUGCUCUGUACAAUCUUGCUUGAAUCAGUUCACUUCGGUGGAGCUAAUGACGGGAAAUAAUAAAGUUUGCUGCGAAGCUUGUACUAAACGCAUUAACGGAAAAGAUGGUGGAAAGAACGUUUAUACAAAUUCCACAAAACAAUUGUUAAUUGCCAUGCCUCCAGCUGUAUUAAUAUUACAUUUAAAACGUUUUCAAGUAUUUCGUAGUUUAUUCCGAAAAAUGUCAAAACCGGUCACAUUUCCAUUGAUUCUGGAUCUAGCCCCAUUUUGUAGUAAUAAAUGUAAAAAUUUACCUACGAUAAAUAAUCAACAAAAUCGUAUCUUAUAUUCAUUAUAUGGGGUCGUAGAACAUAGUGGGACCUUACACGGGGGACAUUAUGUGGCUUAUGUUAAAGUACGACCACCGUUAGAUGAGAAUAGUUAUCGGUGUAAAUUUUUACCCCGAAUUGGUUCAAAGAAAUAUACAAAUCAUAUUGAAUCCGAAGAAAAAUCAACGAAACCAAGUGUGUCUGAGGAUGAUGUCGAUGAUGGUGCUUCAGGUGUAUCAGACCCAAAACCACCGCCUGGUAAAUGGUAUUAUGUAAGUGAUUCACAAGUUAGUGAGGUUCAAGAAAGUCAAGUACUCAAAGUUCAAGCUUAUUUAUUAUUCUAUGAGCGAAUAUUGUAAAUUUUUGAAAUUUUCUUUUCAAAAUUAUUUUGUUUUAAAUUGGAGCUAAUUGUAAUAACUUCGCGGUGGUUCAUUGCUCUACGAAGAUUACCGAUUGUGGACACGAUGUUAAAACAAUUGUUAUUGUGUCUAAAGAGAAAAUAUCCGAUAUAGAGUAUGCAUAAUUCAAUGAGUGCAAUACUUCUGAGUUAUGGAGAGAAUUCUUUAAAGAAAAAUCUAAUUUUGUUCCUUAUUCGUUUCAAAUCGUAUACACUUAACUAAUCGUAAUCAAUUUUCCAAUGUGAUUUUUGGUAUAUUUAAGCCGUUUUCGAGAUUAAAGUUGAUUUGCAUGGAAUUUAGAUUAAUUUAUUAAAAUCGUAGGUGUAUCUAGUUUUAGAUACAAAAUAUGGUUUUGGGCAGCUUGAUGAAUAUAAAACAUGAUUAUCGGUGUUUCAUAAAGAUUUGAGAAAAUAACGCAAAAAGUCAUUGUUUAAUUUCGACUAAAUAAAACAGAUUUGAAAUUAAUCGGAAAAUGCACUCAUCGAUUUUUGCAUACUACUGACCGAUCUGUCGGUAAUCUUCGCUGAUAUUGCUUCAAUUAGUGUAUUAUAGAGUAACAGUAAAACCUUUUUAAAGCGAGUAAUUUUGAAACUUAGGUGUGUUAUUUCUAUUUAACUUUUAAGUGCAAUCAAUUUUAUAAGAAAAUUAUUUUUUUGAUAAGGAUUUAAAUGAAAAUUUAUCGUCAAAUAUGAGAUUGUACAGGCGUAACUAGGUCCAAUAUAUUUUUGAGGGUGCAUGCCAUAUUGUAAGUUUAAUAGAUAAGGAGUUGAAGAAAUGCUCAAUGCCAAAGCUGAAAAUGGCUUUCUACAUUUUUUUCGAAGAGACUGAGAAUGUCUAGUUGCGUCCUAGAAUGAAAGAUUUGGAAAUCUAGGGAAAAGAAGUAAAAGCACAAAUACAGUUGUUAGGUUUAUUUUCUAAGCGAAAAACCACAUUUUCAAAAUGAAGGCAAACACUUUUUAAAUCAGGUCUAAUUAUGUAAACUUUGUUUUUGCAUUAUAAUUUUUAAAACAAUUUGUUUUUCUGUGUCGACUGAAAUCACUGAUGUAUGACAAACGUUACUUUAUUUCUAAAAGUUGAUUACGACGGAAAGAAGGAAAAUUAAUUUUUAAUUUGUGCAUAUCAUUUAGUUUAAUUUUUUUAGCUAAUUUAUUUACUUUGUAAAAUUUAUGAAAUGUGAAUGUUGACAUCCACCAAAGUGAACAGUGUUAAUAGGUUUCACUGUAAUUGCUAAUACAAAAAAAGUAAUGCUAUGCAAUAAUUAAUUUGAAAAGCUGUACAAAACAAAACUUUAAUUGAAAGAUA